This is a messenger RNA of Pelobates cultripes (western spadefoot toad), 14247 nucleotides long. Lineage: Eukaryota; Metazoa; Chordata; Amphibia; Anura; Pelobatidae. The record is from the annotation of a GenBank genome assembly.
GCCGGCAGUGGGCUGGGAUCUUCGAACAGAGCGGGAGCGGACAGCCAGCAUGACCCAGCCCGCUACCACCAGCCAGCACAGCGUCCCAUGGCAGCCGCGCUCCGGUCUGUUCGUAGUCUGACACCUGGGCCAGGUAUGCCGCACUCCGCCACCGGCGAUAUGUAGUAACAGGCGGCGUGCAGUCACUAUUAAAUGCAGCUCUCAUUGAGAUCAUCACCGGGAGCUGUCUGGGGCACCUUGAUCGCCCUCUCUAUAAUGGGGUCAGUCUGGGCGAGCCGGGUGUGUGAUCCCCUCCGGCAAUGGACUAUUCGAGCUCAGUGCUGUCCCUUUAAUAACAGCAUGUGUUCACAGUGUACCCUACCGGGGUUUCUUUAUCCCUGGCUAUUAUUUAUUAAAGGCUCAGAUAGUGUACAUUUAGCUCUGCAGGGUGUCCGGAGUAUUAAAUGGGUCACUUUGCCCUCUGUCAGCAGUAAAUCCCUGGGUUUCCUUAACAUUCUAUAGUUCUAGAACGUUCAAACCAGCGGAAGAAUGCGGCUUCCAUAGAGUUCUGUGUUAGCCUAGAUUGUGUGCUGUGUGAAUAUACACGGGGACCAGAGGAUUUAUGGGUUUUAAUGCUCCUCAAAUUGGCUGUAGUGUAAGCACGUGUCCGUAUUGGGCUGGUUACUAAUGUCUGCUACAGUUUUACACGAAUUGCAUGUUUUAUAUUGAUAUAUGAUGAAUGUAAACCACCUUAGUAGUGGGUCUAAAACGAAUCCUCAAGCAACAAGUAUUCCUGCCCUCCCUCCCCCACUAUAUCGAUGUGAUGCAGGUAGUAUUCCAAAAACUUUUUUAUUUUUUAUAGCCAUGUCUUCGAUAAUCUAAAGCCAAAAAAAAAUGCUUUUACAUUUUUAUUUUUUGCUUGCUUUAGUGCCUUCUAGUUUUUUUUUUUUUUUUCACUUUGAUGUAAUUAAUUCUGACAUAAAGUAACCUAUAAAAUCCUAGGGUAGAUGAAACUCUUUCAAUGUUUCUAUAAAUACUUUCCAUCAAUUUUAGAUUUAAAGCUUGUGGCAGAUGAAACUCAUUAGAUCUUACUGACAUUCCACAGGUGUGGUGAAUUUAUAUAUAUUCUUUUUAUUUUUUUUUACCCCUUCUCAUCUCUCAGAAAUUACAUAUAGGACAUGGCUUAACAAAUCUCCAAUGCAAUUAAUGAUCUGAAACUUAAAGGCACGGCCUAUUGUAUUGGUUGUGGUGCAAGGUUCUUUGGACGCAGUCCCUCCAGUUUAUGUCCAUCCAUUGGAAAUAUUGCAACUCUCCCUGUAUACUUUGCUGUCACUACGAUAAUAAGGAAUUUCACUUCUUAAUUUGUCCAAAUGUGGAUAGCAAUGCAUCUAAAGCUGACCUAUGUGCACUUUCAUUGUGCAGAGAUUAGCUCCCCUGUGGUGCUAUUGAUAGGAAGCCUGAAGGUGAAUUUUGGGUGUGAUAUCAUGGGAACAAGGCAACUAGAGUGAGCAAGGGACAUGCUGCAGACAGGAAACUGCUGCUCCUUUAAAAUACUGGACAGGGAAAGUAGGUUAUGAGUGGCCUCAGGGUGUCUAACAAUGGCUUUUUUUUGUUUUUUUUUUUUUUUUUUAAUAAACUCUAUGACCCGUAUUGUAAAAAUCUGAAAUAAAAGGCUGGAGGAUCAGUGGCUUCAGUUGCAAGGGAGCAGCAAAAAGAGGGCUGCAAAGACCUCUUAUAAGAAUUGCAGAUCUUCAGAGGUCUGAAAGUAAUGCAACAUAGUGGAACAUAAAGCUCCCAGACCAAAAUGGGUCAUUUGGGGAGGUAUGAUUUUCCCCAGUUGGCCCAGAGCACAAGUGAGUUUGUGUCCUGCACCUCCAGCAAGUGCAGUCAGACCACUAGUGACUGUCCCUGUUCUGAUGCUUUUCAAUGACUGUGUUGCCAUGGGUUUUCAUGGUAACAAUGUCUUACUGGAAUUCACCAGACCAGAGAGGGAGAAAUUAUCUGCACCCACAGACGUGCAAACUCCACCAGAGUGACCAAUAUUUGAUUGUCUCCUAGGCAAAGGUAGGAAAGCGGGAGUUGUGCAUUUAAAAAAAAAAAAAAACUAUUAUUCUCUAUCCCCUCAACACUGCUGCAAACACAUGCCUACACAACCAUACAAGCAGUCUACCCUCAAACAUGACCAAAAACCGCUUACACAUGCACACUUAAGCCUACAGGCAAUACGCACUCAAUACCACAGACAGCCUACACUACACACAUACUACAAGCAACUUGCAUACACACACUUAAAGGAGUAUUGUAGGUGCUAUAACCAUUUCAUCUUAUUGAAUUGGUUAUAGUGCCUGGAGUCCUCUGAUGUCCCUCUAUUCAGUGUUUAAACCAAUUUUGAGUAGCUGAACACUAAACCGGUAGUAUACAAACAGUCCACAUGCACACACAUACAUUAAACAAGCUGUCCGUGAACACGCAUAGCCCAACAAUGCCACAAACAGACCAAAACUCAAAAAAAAUAAAAAUAAAUUUUACAACAGGGGGUGGGGAACCUUCAGCCCUCCAGAUGUUUUUAACUACAUUUCCCAUAUUGCUGGCAAAGCAUCAAGGGAGAUGUAGUCCAAAACAUCUGGGAGGCCAAAGGUUCCCCACCCCUGAUUUACAUCACGCUUUGUCUACAUGCAGCCAAUAGUCAAUUCAUGGCACAGGCAGAACUCUUUAACAUUAAUAAAUGUUUCUGUAAAAAGAAAACCUCUAACUUAACCCCUUUAGGACACAUGACAUGUGACAUGUCAUGAUUUCCCUUUUAUUCCAGAAGUUUGGUCCUUAAGGGGUUAAAGGGACAUUAUGGCCCCCUAGACAAUUUCAUCUUGGUGAAGUGUCCCUGUUCUUUUUAACCCUGCAAUGUAAAACUCGUUCAUGUAAUGUGGACUGCCACAUAGUAAAUAGUUGAUGCUAUGCUUUCUUAUGGGCACGUUUGGAUGCUCCUCUGAAGAACAUUGGAGCGUGCCGAAGGAUGCCAUCCCUCCUCUGUGAAGUCACUGAAGAAUUAAGCAGAAUUGAGGGGAGCAUUUUAAGGGACAGCAACACUAGGGUUAGGAAUACAGACUGGAUUUUUAGGAAUCCAAAAGGUUACUGAAACCAGAGAUAUUGGUGACAGGGAGUCAAGAUGGAGGUGCAUGGUAAAGAGUUGUGGAUUUCUAGAUUAAAUUUUUACCAUCUCACAAAUGCAUAUUAAAUAUUUUGAUAAGUCCCACUUGUUUUUCAGCCAUAAAAGAUCUCUUAACUCUUCCUAACCUUAAAACUGUGCGUUAGAUGUAGUAGAAUAUUUGCACAGUGCUCUAAUAUCUCAUGUUACAAUUUUAGUGCCUGAAGUGGGGCAAUCAUUGUGGAACCAGCAGACUAUUAUGCCAGCAAAUUCCAUAGCGCUGUACAAUGGGUGAUUAGUGAUUAUCCACUUUAAUUUUUUGCACCACAGUUUACGUGACAUUUCUAAAUUGGCAAAGCAUAUGCUUAACCUUGAGGGUCUUGUAGAUGUGUCACUCUUUCCUAAACCUAUGUGUUGAAUUCUGAAGGUUAAAGGGGCACUCCGGGCACCAAAACUGCUUUAUCUAAACUAGGUUGAUAUGGAGCUAGAAGAAUAAAAUUUCAGUGGGUAAAUGGGGAGUUGGCAGUACGGAGGGGCAAUUUUAAUUCCUGUUCCCAUACAGAAGUGAAGUGUGCCCUUUUCUUUCAAUAGGCUGCUCUUGCAUGGUGGUCUUAUCGCUAAACACUUAAAUGAGCUAUAAAUACAGACAUGAUUAAGUGACCUCUAGGUGAAAAUUGGCAACUGUUCUUUUCGUCCGACAUAGUUUAAAGCUAUUUCAGUCUUUAUCCGGCUUGGAAAGGUUGACCUUUUCAUGAGUUCCUAGUUCUCCUGUAUUGAUGACUGCUACAUUUGUAGGCCUGAGUUUCACUGACCAAGUCCUCCACUUACCAUGCUUGGAGUAAGUGGGUGGUAAUUUAGAAUGUUGCAGCUUUUUGCCACUCUAGACCAGAUUAUGUCUGCUCAAAAGUGCUUAACAUUAAGGAAUUUAAAAGUACAUUCCAGACCCCCUAAACCACUUUCGCUUGCUUGAAAUAUGCUCUUUUUUUUUCUUUUUACAGAUUUUAUUAGAUAUUGGAACUUUUGUAAAUUAACUUGGUUACACCUCUGGCUGUCAAUCAGGCAACGUGGCCUGUUUCUUGGUUUGGUUAGCCUAGUGGAGCUAAACUUAAGAGGCAGCAAUUGCCCAGAGCACCUGCCUAGCAAAGAAUUCUCAUUGAGCUCUAUUGGGAAGAUGAUUGUAGUUUUUGCAAGCUGUUUAGAGAGAACCCCUAUGAAAAUAUGCAUAAAUAAAUGCAUGCUUGUUUUGAUUUAGGUAUGUCUACUUAACAGUGGUGUGUGUGUGUGUGUGUGGGUUUUUUUUCUGUUUGGGUAGUGGCCGGUUUCUUGAAUAAAUAACAUCAGUUAAAGGAACGUUCUUACAAACCCAUUUUAUUUCCCCUCCUGAUAUUUCUCUUUUAAAAUCACAGUGAAGGAUGAGAAAGUCCAGUGCUUCUCAUAUAGAAGCAUUGGGGACCUACGGCGCAUGUGGAGCAACUAUCAUGCUCUUACAAGUCAGAUGCAUCUAAUAGAAAAGCAUUGAAUUUUUUUAAAUUAAAAAAAAAAAAAAAAACUUUUUUUUUUAUGGGUUUGGCUAUAUUCAACGUGAAGAUUUUCAACCGUUGAAAGUCUUGACCUAGCAAUUGCCUUAGUCGGACAGCUGCCAGAGGCAUAUUUAAGGCCAAAUGUAUCCACUACCAAUUCUCUGAAAUGGCACUACUUUACAUUGCCAGAUCUAGGCACCCAGACCACUUCAGCUUAAUGAAGUGGUCUGGGUGCCAGGUCCUUCUAGGAUUAACUUUUUUUAUUUAAACAUAGCAGUUUAAACUGCUAUGUUUAUAAUAGGGUUAAUCCAGCCUCUAAAGCCUCAAGUGGCUGUCUCAUUGACAGCCGCUAGAGGCGUUUGCAUGAUUCUCACAGUGAAAAUCAGAGAAGACUCCAGCAUCCAUAGGAAAGCAUUAUGAAUGCUUUCCUAUGAGACUGACUGCACGCGCAGCUCCUGCCGCGCAUUCAGUCGAAGAGGAGGAGAGCUCCCCGCCUGGCGCGGGGGGGGGAAAAAGGUAAGAUUUAACCCUUUCCUCGCCAUCCAGCCUGGUGGGAGUGGGACCCUGAGGGUGGGGGCACCCUCAGGGCACUAUAGUGCCAGGAAAACAAGUUUUCCUGGCACUAUAGUGGUCCUUUAAGCUAAAAAGGUUUGUUUCCCUUUUUAAAAACACCCAGUUUUCAGGGAGGACUGGAAGUCUAUUUUGAGCUCUGUGAGUUUCCACUUGUGACAGCUAUUGGUAUAAGUUUACCAGAUACUUGAAGAUUUUAUGAAAGUCUCAUGUACUUAAAAAGCGGUGCAGAGUUCUAAAAGUGGCACAAUCCCCAAACUAAUGGAAACUGCAGCAAUUUUCCAUUUGCAAUUACUCUGACAACUUUGCACUGCUUUUUAGAACACAGCAGUCUGCUAAAUCUUUCUCAGUGUUUUUAGAAAAAGUUAAGGAAUGCAUUGCCCAUUAUUAAUUGAAUAAAUCCAGAGAAACACAAACGUAUUUACCUAUACGAGCACUGCAUGCAUACACACACCUAAUAAAUACUAUAGUAUUUUUUUUAUUUUUCUUUCCCAUAGUCUGCUACUUUUGCUUUUCAUUUCGUAUUUAAAUUACAACUGUUUAGUGAAAUACAUUCUGUUGGUGUUCAUUCACAAGUAUUGUGGCAGGUAACAAGUUUUCAGGCCUCGUUAAUAGGUGAUAUCUUAAAGUAUUCAGCGCUGCAUCGUACUCUCCUCAUUUGUUGGGGAGGAGAAACACUACAGCCCAAAAUUUCUAUCUAUUGUAGGCAAGGAACGUUAGGUACAUCAGAGAAGAAGGGCCAGACUUCAGGUGUCCAUAAGAUGUUUAUACACUUACCAAGAGAUGUCUCCAGGCUGCUGCUACAAUAACAAAUAGUUCUUUGCUAUAUGGCAGUUAAAUCACUUAUCUUGGGCAUGACUCAUGCAGGAUCCAUGAAAAAGGCUUAAUUUUUACAAUUUUCUAUACACACCACUUCCACCACCCCUUUUUUUUGGCCCUAGCAGACAAUAAAAAACAAAACAAAAAAAAACAGGAGAUGUAUUCUAAAAAAUUAAACAAACUGUGCAAUUCUCGUUUCAGAAAGUGUAUAUACAGAAACAUUGUGUCUUAGCCAGGGGAAGUGUGGCUAUUGCUACAUAGACAAGCAAGUGAUUUAACUCCUAAAUUGUUGGGGAAACUUCAGGGACAUGAUCUAUGAAUUCAUGUAUGCUUGUAACAUUGAUGAUUUUUGUAGUGCAUGUUACUUUAAUUACACUUCUUAUUCUGCAUCCAUAUGUAUUAAGACAAUGUAAGAAUUUCCACUAGAUGGCAGUAUGUUUCCUCUGAAAUCUAAAACUAUGAACUAAUCUGCCACAUUCACAUCCAACUCUCUACCAAAGGGGGUGUGAUCCGUGUGUACGUGCAAGUUUUUAAUUUCCUCUUAUUUCAUUUUUAGACAAAAGACUACUAGACAAUUUUCUGUACAUCAAGAAUCUGUUUUCUUCUUCGCGUCUGCUGUUCAAUUGUGUUAAAUGCCCUGGAUUGUGACACCGAUGAGUUCAACCAGGUAAGCAUUCUAAAAAUUGUAUUUUAUUUUUCUUAUCUUUCCUAUCAUUCUCCCAGCCACUUGAAGCUUUACACUUCAUACAUUUUUAUCCCUCCUCAAGUCGUCUUCGGGUUUAUCAAAUAACAUGCUGUUGCGUUCUGUGUCUAGUCUUGUAGCUCCAACUUCCUGGAUACAGUUGCAUAUAGGCACAGUAAUGUGGACAACUUAUAGCGUCCUGACGUUUGUGCAGCCUACAAAGGAUUGAGCAUAGUGUAGGUUUAUUCUAAACUUUGAGGGGGCUAUUCAACAUCUACUGUAAUGUCUUCUUAAUCCAUGAAGUUGUUCACUCACUAUAGAAGUCCUAAUCUGCUGGCUAAAUGUAUCCCUUAGCAGUUACAGCAGAAUUGGUGAUAAUUAUUUAAUACCGCAUGCAAAAAUUUAAAGCAUUUAUAUAUUAUAAAAUAAAAAAAAUUUGUAUUCUUUUGAAACUGCUAUUCAUUGAUGUAUGUAGGAGUUAAGAUUUCUUGGCCAGUGCUUUGGGUCGGUUGAGUCAUUAUUUUUUUUUAUAAUUUUAAAGUCUGUUAUACCCACCCUCUUUUAAUGUAUGCAGUUAGUAGAUUUCUUUUCAAAGUUUUUGGCAACAUCCUUCCUGCACAUACCAACAGUUAUUUACUAAAAAUUUUUUUUAUUUUUACAUUCUAUUUUCUGUUGGUGUCUAUUAGCCAGCAGCCUUAGACUAUAUACUCGGUUGAACCUAGUACCCUCUCUUAGAUUAUGCUUUCACAACAAUUCAAAAGGUGUAGUUUUGAUGUAUGCAUUUACUGAUUGCCUCUAUAAAUUAGUCUUGCCAAAAAGGGAACAUUAUCCCAAUAUCGGUGGGUCCUACACUAAUUCCAACGUGGGAGACAAAUUAAAUAGUACUAUAUAUGCAGAAGUGUAUUUCAAUAAAUCUGUUGUAAGAGCAUUGUGUAUCUAUCUCUCAAAACUAAUGUGAUAAACAAAAUGCAGUGCCAAAAAAUUAAACAAUUAACGUGAUUGUGCAUUGUAGAUCUACUCACAAUGCAUAUCAUAUCUGCUCUAUGAAAAUAAUUAAAGUGACAUUACUAUUCAAAACCUCCUCUAAUUUAUACUUUCCUGUGGUCACCUCCAAAGGGGUCUCUGUAGCUGGGGGUCCUGAGUAGGGUGCUCAACUGGUGGUCUGGAUUCCAAACUUGCUUGGUAAAGACAAGGGAAUUAGGGGCACACCGAGAACUUGCAUAUCGCAGGAAUGAUGCUGUGGUAGUGACUAAAAUGUGUACAUCCGAUUUUAAGGAUGAGCAUGUACAUAAAAAAAUGUUAGUAUGUGUGCGCUGUUCCUUAAUCUGUAUCUGUAAGUUAGUCUUGUCCUUUACAGGGAUAACUUUACAAAUUAGGCCUUCUUUUUCAGCAAAUAUCAAACCAAUUCUUGGUAUUGAAUGCCUUGUUUCUCCAGUUCUGACUUUUUUUUUUUUCUAUGUUUAAAAUAUUAAACAAAAGUAUGACCUGUUCAUAGCUUAAUAUAUAUCACCUCACACACAUAGUUUUCUAUUGUAGUCAAGAGGUCAUAAGAGAGCUGGAAUUAUUUUAGCUUGUAGUAAGAUUCUUUGCUUAACAAAAGUCAGAACUACCACUGUCAAGUUAACCUCCUGUCACAGUGACUGCUGUAGGAAUAGGGUACCUGUCUCGCUCAAUUACAAGAUAAUCUGGAUGGAGAGGAUCGCAUGUUCCACCAUAGACAUUAGUGUUCUGUCACAGAUGUGCAACAGUGGGCACCAUGAAGUGAAGAAGAUGGUGGGGGACCAUACAAUAGCUGCAACCUGGGGCCCAAGCGGCAAUAUUCACAUCAAAAGGGGAGGGGGUAUUGGCAAAAUAUGCCAAGACACAGACCUUGACAGAGAUGAAGUAACAAUGUAUAAAUUGAAUAAUAGUGCCUUAAACAUUAAUUGCAAAAAACAACCAAUAGGCUUAUGGCAGUGGACUGGAAUCCUAUUUGGAUACUUAAUUGCAAUGUUAUUCCAUCACUGUGAUAUUUGAAUGGUGCAUUGUGUUAGUUUAGCCCUCUGAUGCCAGGGGUGUUUUUGGAAGUGAAUGGCUACAAAUCACAAGGAAACUUAUUCCAAACUGAUACUCCAUGGUGAUAACCUGUGAUACAUGGAGAUGCAUAGUAACUCCUUAUGAUCCUGGGGUGGGGGUGUGUGUGUGUGUGUGUGUGUGUUUUCUUUGUUCUCCCGGAAAUCCUAUACAGCUGUAAACCUUGAUUUGCAACACGGAUCGAUGACAUUCUCUGAAGUAUUAUAAAUCCAUUUUCACAUUACAGGCAUAUGCCAGUGAGUGCAGGGUAAGGUGACCUCCAUGAGUGUGCCUUGUGCCCGAGGUAGCAGUACAAUACGACAAAGGAAAGUUAAUGCAGUUCCGUGUUGAUGUGGAACUGGGCUGAACAGCUGGCAAAGUGCUGGCUUACUGAUUGACUUUAGUGAUUAGGAAGUUGCACUCUAAAUUGCAUGUUUUGUCUGCUUGUAAACUUUUGUGCCAUUUGCUCUGAGAUCCACUAUAUUCUUAAUCUUCUUAUUGUGUAGCUUUUUCAAACAAUGUGUCACGACUCUUAGAAAAGUAAAAUAAUCACUGCAGACUAUGUACAGUGGUAGCAGGAAAUUCCUGUUUAGCGCUAACCCGAGGGAACACUGCAUGUUGCAUGGCAUCUUGCCAUCUUUGUUCCAUGGCCUACUUCUUAUUUUCCUCUCAUCAUACCUCGACCCAAAGCAAACCAGUAACAGUGUGUGUUUGUAUUUUCUAUAUGCAGAGCCUUUUAGCCAAUUGCUUGAUUGCUAGAGGGGCAAUUAGAGGAUUAAAAGCCUAGACCGUUGGCCUGAAUAAUGGAGUGACCUUCUAAGGGUAAACGUGCCCAGAAGCAGAACACUAUUCUGUGGGGAUAAAACAAAAUACAAACUUUGGAUCCGUUCUAAAAGACAAUUGUGGAGAAUUGGCAAAUGUUGCAAAAUAUAGGCUAGAGCAGGGGUGCCAAAUAGGUAAAUCCCAAUGUUUUAAUCUACCGCUGCCAUGAUGUUUUGACAUUCUAUUUUAUUUUUUUUUAUAAUUUUUUUUUUAUUUUUGAAGUUCGUUUUUAGAUGGUGCAAACAGGUUUGAGUUGCCCCAAGAGCAGUCCUCAGACAAUUUCCUCGCGCAACAUGCGGGACAUAUGAGUAACAUGCACAAUUAAGGUAUAGAGUAAGUGUAUAUAGUAAACAAGCUUGAGCAGUACAGUAGCUAGUCUAUGAUUGAUACAGGUAAUGCUGGUUUGCAACGCUAAUUACCUUUACCGGCUAGUGCUAUUAAAGCAUAAAAUGACAUUCAUGCUAGGUCUCAUGCGAUUACUUUAGAAAAGUUGGUGUUGUCUACAGUAAGGCUACUUUAACUAAAGCAAAUGGUCACACCGGUUAGUUUAGCUGACAUUCUAAAAGCAUGAACGGCAUCAUGGGAGUUGUAGUUCUACUACAAAACCUGGGGAUCUACCUUUUGGACACCUGAGUUGGAAUAACUUAAAAGUGCAACUCCUGAUUAAACUCUACACAUUUCCCAAUUUAGGUUGUGAGGUGGAGAUGGAUUUGCCUCCUCUUCCCCUUCCCCCCCCCCCCAAUGCUUUGAGUUGCAUCUUGCACUGUGACAUUACCCUUAGAUUUACAUAUGGUAGAUAUGUUCUGUGUGUACUUCGAUGAUUGACCAAUGAUGUCAAAUUUGGAUGUUUUGUAUGCAGGCUAAACAUUUCUAAAAGCCAUUGGCAAGUGAAAAUUUAGCCCUGCAUGGUAUUCUAUGACUUGCAGUGGCAAGUACCUUUUUAAUACCUGCCUUAUAGCAUAGAAAAUACAAAAUUUGAGCCACAGUUUAUGCAUUUUUGUCAUCAGAGAUAAAUUAACAGAGCAAGCUUGUCAAAUUCUUUACAAACUUGUCUCUCCUUCAGUUUGCUUUCCCUUGCCUUCUAUUGCUGACUUAAGAACCUGCAGCAAUAUUUCCAGGACUCUAUAAAGUCCUGGUUUAUUAAAUUGUUAUACAUUCAUUUUAGGGUCACUGUGCUUGAUAUGUUAAAUGGAAAUUGUCACUACUUCAGAAUCAAACCAUGUUGAAAAUCACCUGUACUUUAUAAAUUUUUUUUUUCUACUUUAAAUUUUAUAUUAAAGAUCUAGACAGGGCAGAUAUUGGAAAUGAGGGAACAAAUUGAGACUUUGUUUUAGUUAUCGCCUACUCUGUGUUAAUUACCAUGAGCAAAGUAUAGAACUGCUAGCAUGUUUCACAGAGGGCUAAGAUGGAACCCAGUUUCAGGAUAAAGAUGCAUUGAAUUUUUUUUGUUUUUUUAUGUUCACACCUCACAUUUGUUAAAUAUUAUAUAAGUUAUCUAAUGUAUUGAAAAUCUUGGAGGGAUUAGUCCCACUUUUUAAAGAUUAAUAUACAUGUGAAAUGUCCUACUUUAGAAUUAAUUUUUAUAUUUCUUUCUUCCAGUUUUCUGGAUUUAUUUCCACAUAAGACUAUGGCUGUGGAUAUAGCGAUGAAAUUUUAUUUGCAAUCCCCACCUCUCAGAAGAGAACGUGUCGAAUGUAGAAUUUCUCAAAAAAGCAACAAGCCUUUGAGGUCGUGCAUCCAGACGAACAGCAAAAUGAUCAUUAAUGAGCGAAACCACAAAGAAAGUAAAGGGAAAAAACGUGUCACGUUUGCAGAUAGCCGAGGCCUUGCCCUUACUAUGGUGAAGGUAUAUUCAGAGCUUGAUGACCAAUUUGAAAUUCCAUUUAACAUCACAGAACUGAUAGAUAAUAUUGUCAACUUGACAACCGUGGAGAAAGAACGUCUUGUGCUGGACUUCGUACAACCUUCUGCUGACUACUUGGACUUCAGGAACCGUUUAAAUGCUGAUUUUGUUUGUCUAGAGAACUGUAUGCUUAAAGAAAAGGCUCUGGUAGGCACCGUGAAGGUCAAAAAUCUUGCUUUCCAGAAAAGCGUGAAAAUAAGGAUGACCUUUAAUUCUUGGCAAACCUUUACUGACUAUGAGUGCGAGUAUGUCAAGGACACAUAUGCUGGUUCCGAUAGAGACACUUUCUCCUUUGAUAUAAGUCUACCAGAGAACGUUCAGUUGCAUGAGCGGAUAGAAUUUGCAAUUUGCUUUGAGUGUGAAGGAAAAACCUACUGGGACAGCAACAAAGGACAAAAUUACAGAAUCAUUUGGCCUAACCUCAAAAGGCUGCCUGACUUUCAGAGCAACCAUUCUGAACCGGAUUAUAACCUUUCUCUCGAUCAGUUUGGAAGCCCAAGGUGUUCUUAUGGAAUAUUUCCAGAAUGGCCCAGCUACUCUGGGUUUGAUAAGCUAGGACCUUACUAUUAACUUGGUAUCCAAAGAAAUCAAGGUUAACCAACUGAAAUGGCCUCUAAUCCCAAAAUGGUAGAAUGGGGAUGUGAAUGUGUCCCUAUUGGGACUAGCUGUAAGCCACAAACAUGGAGAACCUACAAUAGGUCAUGAUGCAUACUUGCAUUAGAUUUUUCCUGUUAAGGGAUAUAUUGUCCUAUAACUCAAUAUUGAAAGUAGCACCUUUUUUUUGGUAUCCAAUGUAUACAGAAUGAAUCUGUGAAGAAAAAUUUUCUCAUCAGUGCUGCGGUCUUUCCUUUCUAAAGCUGCUAUACCUUCAAACUCUAAAGACCCUGCCCUACACACUCUUGUGCUUUUUGUUUUUGUGGUUUUUUUUUUUUUUCGUCUUUAAAUACUUUAGUCGGGAUGUUACCUUUCAUUCUCCAUAUAUACAUGAAUGUCUGUAAAUUCUUAAUCCGCCAUCUGUUCUCAGGAAAAGUAUCCCUAGUCUCUUGCUAAAAUGAAGGGGGAUGAGGAAUUCGGUCUUGUUGAUGGGACUAAAUGUUUAUAUAAUUUUUAUUUAUUUUUUCCCUUUCUUCUGCACUGCUUCACAUUAAGGUCACUUUUACAUGAAGCCAUGUCAGGUAUUCAGACAUUAAACCAUUCUAUCUAGAUAUGCUACAUGUACACUCACUUGAUGCACAUUUUUAACUAUGUAAUCUGAUUUUUGAAUUUUGUGGAUUUUUAUCUUUAAAUGGGUCCAGAUUUACGUGCCCUGGCUUCUCCGAACAGACGUGAACGUGCAAUAUUCCUCUGGUGUCUAGGCUGGAGUAUGCUGUACAAAUGAGUGCCUUUUAUUUUUAAUUAAAUAAAAUUCUUACUAUGCUCACUUUCUCUAAACAUUUCUGCACCCUAAAAAUGUCCAAGGUGAGAGCAAUGAGUUCUCUGUUCUUUAAACCUUGUGGAUAUACUACACCAGUAAUGGCUAACCUGGCAAGAUAUGUUUGGGGAAACAUAGCCAUACACAUGUGCAAGCAAGGUUUGUCAUUACUGUUGUAAAAGAUGACUUGUACACUAAGACUAUAGUCAUGGCUGGGUACCUCAUUAACCAGCUAGUGGUUUUUAUGGUUACGGUGGAGGGUUUUUAUUUUUUUUUUUUAUUUAUUUAUUUUUUUUUUUAUUAAAUGUGAAAGCACAAUAUUCACACCCUCCCCACUUUGCUUAUUGAAUGCAUGAUUUCUGUUGAAUUAAAACCACUUGCCUACUGGGUCCACUUGGCUGAAAUGUCUAAAAGGUGAUUCUCUGUAGAAGUGUUCACUGGUAGAACUAAAUGUUUAACAAUCCUUCCAGACUUUUCAGAUAAAGAAGGUGAUGUUUCGAUUUCUUCCUUGCUUCUGCCAUCCUCCCAUCUUCCUCCUUCGGCAAGGAUUGUAUGAUUAUUUUUGUUUGCUCACAAGAUGGAUUUGCAUGUUCUUGCGUAUCAGUAUUUUAGAAAUAGAAUACUUGCACUGAUUCCCACCGUUUAUUUACCCUUAAUUUAUUUUUAUAUUUUUAUUUUGGUAUGUUCCAUAAAAUACGAUUUUUAUAUUCUUAACAAGUAGCUCUUAUAUAAUCACAUUUCACCAAGAGUGGGUGAGUAGGCAACAAAAAGACUUGCUGGUGUUGCAGACCUAUAGCUGUCGUAAAGGAAAGGCAUCAUGGGGGUUGUAGUUCUGCAACAGUCAAUGGCUUUGUUUUGUCUUCCGUGCCAGAAGUGGUGGGAGGUAUAGAAGUCUGCCUCCUCAAACCAUUUCCACUGGUAGUUUUUUAGUUUUCUAAACAAACGUCUGAGUCUUGGCUCUUUUUUUUUUUUUGUCUAUAUGAAAUUGACCUACUCUGAAUUUAGAGGGAUAUUUUUGACCUUACCCUAGCUGGUUUUGAACCUAGAAGUGCUUUGUUCAGGUUUUCUGUUUCUAUAUUACAGUCAAAUCUUUGUACACAAGUCAGGUGAAAUUUGAGAGGGACAAUGCACUUUAUAAUCACAAGAGUGAAAACUAGAUCAAUUUUUGUGUGGUUUUUAGAAAAAAAUGUUGGGUUUUUUUUUAAAGUGAAAUAUAAUAAAGGUAAAACAUUUAUGGUAAUAUCUUGCAUAGCCUUGUUUGUGUGAGCUUAUUUUUAAUUAACUCUACCAAGUUUUUUUUAACUUUUUUAUUUUUUUUAUUCUCCCUUCUAAACACCCCACCCCUAC